This is a messenger RNA of Aspergillus brunneoviolaceus CBS 621.78, 696 nucleotides long. RefSeq names its product DUF3632 domain-containing protein. Lineage: Eukaryota; Fungi; Ascomycota; Eurotiomycetes; Eurotiales; Aspergillaceae. The record is from RefSeq and is a predicted model, not a curated record. The annotation marks the transcript as partial. The transcript has a single exon.
UCCCUCGAAGACAACCUCGCCCACCUAUGGCGCCAAAUCCUGGACCUCGCCACCCAAACCCCCGCGCACCAGGACAAGCUCGUGGACCUACUCACAGCUCUAUCCCAUCUCCCGGACGCCCCCGCACCCAGAGCAGCCGAUCAAGCUGAAGACGCCCAAAGCCCGCUAACCGUUCACGACAUGCGCGUCUGGCAAGACCUACCGAUGCUGGGCUGGGAGAUCCGCCACCGGUGGAACGACUCCGUCCCAGAGAACAAGGGGACAGAGGGGGAGCGAGCCGCGGCGAUCGCCGGGAUCGUGAACGUGAAUCGCUUGGUCGCGCGGCUGGUCGCCACCCGCGAGCCGGGCUUCCGGGCGCACGCGUGGUUCGCGCUCGUGACGCUGCGGCGGGCGCUGGAGACGCCGUGGGAGCAGAUGGCGCCGGAGGAUCCCCUCGCGGCGUGGGUGCCGGCGGCGGCGGCGUGGGUGGAGGUGCUCGGGGCGGAGAUCUACGGGUGGGAGGAGGAGUAUGCGGCUGGGCCGGGGGUGGGGGCGAGAGGUCGCGGCGGGCCCCUGUGGAAGGGGAAGCAUGGCUUCUGUCGGGAGCGGUGGGGGCUGUGGAGGGAAAGGUUUGGCGAGGUGGCCGGGAUGGAAGGGGAAGAUGAGGGUGUUCGGAGCGUGGCGCGGGAGGCGGAGCGGAGGAUGAAGGGGAUUGAG